This is a messenger RNA of Botrytis cinerea B05.10, 1022 nucleotides long. RefSeq names its product Bcnut2 (gene Bcnut2). The record is from RefSeq and is a predicted model, not a curated record. The transcript has 2 exons. The coding region runs from base 92 to 580 and encodes 162 amino acids. Lineage: Eukaryota; Fungi; Ascomycota; Leotiomycetes; Helotiales; Sclerotiniaceae. Gene Ontology annotation, cellular component: chromatin; mediator complex. Gene Ontology annotation, molecular function: transcription coregulator activity. Gene Ontology annotation, biological process: positive regulation of transcription by RNA polymerase II.
GGAUGGGCAUCUAUCAAUGAACUCCUCAUUGACUCUUUAACCAGAAGCAACAGGUCCUCCAAACAUUUUCUACAGCAAAUAACUCUCAAAAAUGGCGCCAGUCAAUAACGACGAUCACAAUGUCGUUACGAAUGAAAUCAAGAACGUUAUCCAAGACUUGUACGAAAUCAUGAUACAAACGUAUAAUUACGACGGCGUCGGACGACCAACUCGUGAAAUUCUUGAGAAUUCUCUCGUCAAGCUCUCAACUUCUCUCCAAAUCGUUUCUCAUGCCACUGUUCCCGCGGGGCCUCCAACUGGAAAAUCUCACUUCGAUAAGGUUGCGGGAAAGGCCACGGAUCUCGCAUAUGUUCCCCAGGAUGUGAUACAUUAUAUAGAUAACGGACGGAACCCGGAUAUCUACACGAGAGAGUUUGUAGAGGCGGCGAGGAAGAACAAUCAGUUGAUGAGAGGCAAGAUGCAGGCGUUUGGAGAUUUUAGGGAUGUGCUUGCCAGGGAGAUGGAGAACGUGUUUCCAGAAUUAGAGGAGGAUAUUAAGAUGGUUGUAGAUUGUACUACUGACGAGAAGGAGAAGAAAUGAGUGGGCGCUGCAUGCCCACAUAGGUGAGGAUAGGCUGUGAGGAUCUGGGAGAGCAACGGGGAGGCGGGCAACAGAAAUGAGAUCGCAGCUGCGGGACGGAAAAACGGGGAAGAGGGAGUUUAUCAGAGAGGCCAAAAUUCCUUCCGGGUGAGCAGAGUUUCUAGAAAUUUUUACGUUAGGAUUAUGGGGCAUUCAAGGGUUGUGUUUGCAUGGAGUUCCGGAAGAUACAAAUCUGGGAUAUUGGAGUCAUGGGCAGUCGAACAAAUGGGGCAUGAUACCAAUCUAAUGGUACUCGAGACCAAAGGAGUUUCGGUACAACUACCGAUCGGCCAGAAGGGAUGAUGAUGAUUCAGGUGACAUCAUUUAUUAGGUAGUUCAGCUCAUUUACUCAUUUUCUGAUAUCACACUUCAGUAGUGGGACGAAAACAGAAAUAUGUAUGCA